AUGUCAAAAAUUGUAGUAAUUGGAUCUUGCGGUGUUGAUUUUACUACAUAUGCACCAAGAUUGCCCAAACCAGGGGAGACACUCAUUGGUAACAAAUUUACAACAAGCUAUGGAGGCAAAGGUGCCAAUCAAUGUGUCGCAGCUGCUAAGUUGGGAGGGAAAACCUCCAUGAUAUGUAGGCUCGGAAAUGAUCAGUGGGGUGACAAAUACAGGGAUAAUUUGGAACAAGUUGGAGUAGAUACUACUCAUGUCAAAAUUACUCCAAAUGUAACAACAGGUAUUGCUCAAAUAUCAGUUGCAGAAAGUGGAGAAAACCAAAUUGUGAUUGUACCAGGAGCAAACAACUGUCUAAGUAAGGAAGAUGUUAAAAAUUCCGCUGAUUUGAUCACUAAUGCGGAAGUACUUAUUGGCCAGUUAGAGACUCCUUUCGAAACUACAUUAGAAGCUUUUAAACUGGGCAAAGGAAUAAAACUUCUGAAUGCAGCACCAGCAAGAUCAGACAUUACAGAAAUAUUGCCUUAUUGUUCUAUACUUUGUGUCAAUGAACCUGAAGCUUCUUUACUAACUAACACUGAAUUUGAUAUUAAAAAUGCAGUUGAUAUCCUGAAACAAUUACUUGAUACUGGAUGUGAAUCUGUGAUCAUUACUUUGGGACCUGAAGGAGCAGUUUACAUGUCCAAAAUUGAUCAGCAACCAAUACAUGUCUUCAGUGAGCGGGUCAAUGCCAUUGAUACUACAGGCGCUGGCGACGCAUUUGUGGGAGCAUUGGCAACAUAUUUAGUGACAUAUAAGGAUAAACCUAUGCAUCAAAUCAUAGGUGCUGCAUGUCAAGUGGCUACAAUGUCUGUCACCAAAGAGGGCACCCAAACGAGUUACCCGCGCAAAUUCGACGCCUUCAAAAAGGACUAUAAAUAUGCUCUAUUGUAA
Messenger RNA from Spodoptera littoralis (African cotton leafworm), 927 nucleotides. The record is from the annotation of a GenBank genome assembly. Lineage: Eukaryota; Metazoa; Arthropoda; Insecta; Lepidoptera; Noctuidae.